UUCAACACCACUGAAUGGGAGGGUUACCUUCCCAAGGAGAACUUUAGAACCAAGGCCGGGCCUUGGCACAGGUGUGCCGUCGUCUCUUCUGCGGGAUCUCUGAAAAACUCCCAGCUGGGUCGAGAGAUUGAUAAUCAUGAUGCAGUCCUGAGGUUUAAUGGGGCACCUACAGACAACUUCCAACAGGAUGUGGGCACAAAAACUACCAUUCGCUUAAUGAACUCUCAGUUAGUCACCACAGAAAAGAACUUCCUUAAGGACAGUUUGUAUACCAAAGGAAUCCUGAUUCUAUGGGACCCAUCCGUGUAUCAUGCAGAUAUUCCGAAGUGGUAUCAGAAGCCUGACUACAACUUCUUCGAAACCUAUAAGAGUUACCGAAGGCUGCACCCCAGCCAGCCCUUUUAUAUCCUCAAGCCCCAGAUGCCAUGGGAACUAUGGGACAUCAUUCAGGAAAUCUCUCCAGAUCUGAUUCAGCCAAAUCCCCCAUCCUCCGGCAUGCUGGGUAUCCUCAUCAUGCUGACGCUGUGUGACCAGGUAGAUAUUUACGAGUUCCUCCCAUCCAAGCGCAAGACGGACGUGUGCUACUAUCACCAGAAGUUCUUUGACACCGCUUGCACGAUGGGUGCUUACCAUCCGCUCCUCUUUGAGAAGAAUAUGGUGAAGCAUCUCAACGAGGGAACUGAUGAAGACAUCUAUUUUUUUGGGAAAGCCACCCUGUCUGGCUUCCGUAACAUUCACUGUUGAGCAUGUGUUUCUGGCCAGGCACCCCCAUCCUUCUCCAUAAGUCAUUUUAUGGCUACUCUCCUGGCUACCACUGCUUGAAAGAGUGUUUUUAUUCAACAGGCCCAGCCUGCUUCUUGCACUCUAAGGAAUUUUGUUGGCAAGUUCUGGGGCCUCCAGAGGCUGAUGGCAAGGAGGCAGACCCAGCCUUCCCUGCAGCCACCGAGUAUGGGAGCCUAGAUUCUUGCCAUACAGUUCCUCUAGAUAGCAUCCUCCUCUCCAUCCACAUGGGUAGGGGAAAGAUUCACAUUUUUCACCAGGGUUGCCAAAACUAGACUUUGAGUUUUUUCUAACUGAAUGAUGUCAUCCUCACAAAGGAGCACCCUCUGUGUCUUGAAAUCUCCCCCUAGGUGUUGAUUUCACAUCUUAAAGAAACUCUCCUAAAUCAUGAUUUGUGUCAGAUGCAGGGUGGCUUCAGGGAGGGGAAGCAAAUCAUUGGGAAAGGGUGGGGAAGCCUACUCAGUUACUCCAGAGUAAAGUUGUUCCCGAGAGCACUCCCUUGGGGACAUAGUCCUAUUGUCACCCCAACUGGCUAGGCUCCUCCUUAAUCCUGGGUGCUUAUGAGCAAAGGAUCUUGGGUAUCCCACUUCCCACUCCCUGUGGAGACAAAAGGUCCAAAACCUCCCAUCUGUCCCCAACCUGAUCAGAAUUGAGUGGAAGAGAGAGACACCCGACAGGCAACUAGAAUGCAAACAUUAACGUGUGCUCAGUGAACUGGGCCCUUCUCUAAGAGCCUGCUGUCUGUAUACCCAGGAGGGGCCAGCUCUACUAUACUGUGUUCUUGUAGAGCUGUGGCACUGUGCUCUUAGAGGAAGAAAAGACCCAUGUCACCUGUGUCAGAAGAUCUGUUUUCAUUUUUCCCUUUAUCACUGAUAUUACAUUCUGUAUGACCUGUGAGAACAUGGAGGCCCAAGGUAUUUUUGUUAGCAAGUCCCUACCCACAUUAGCACCAAGUGCUGCCCCACAGUAGACAGCAGGUUAGUCAGACAGACUGGGGCUCUUAUUUUUUAAAUGUCUACUCCCUUACCUUCUCCUAAUUGCUAUCAUUACUCUCCCUUUCAGCAGGCUUCCCUCCCAAAGUACUUUUAAUCAUUUUCUGUUUGUCAGUUACCCCAACUUUCGCUGACCUUAUGGGGCCCCCAUGAAAGGUCUCUCAGGGCAUGGGGAAUAUGUUUUCUGGGACUUAGGUUAGCAUCUUAAUUAUAAGUGAUUCUCAAAAGGGGUGAGGUGCGUGAUCACAGAUUGCCCUGCUCCCCCUGCAAGGGAGUGACAUUGGUCUCUCUGCAGGAAGCACCCACCCUGUUUCACAAGGAUUUUCUGAGACCUUUCUACCUGGUAGGAAGCCAGAGCAGUUCACUCAGCCCCUGGUGUGGAGUGGUUCAACGACUCAGAGUCAAAAUGAAUGCUAUUGAACCAAGGCCACUAAGACACAAUCUGCUGGAUUCCCAGGGCUGGCCUGUGUGCUCACAGGGCUUCAGUGUUUCGAGCUGCAGACCCACUGUCUUAGAGCUUAGAAACAUGUUUACUGCUGACCCCUUGCCUUAUGCGGGCCAUAGAAAGCCCGGAGUGAAAAGCCCUGGGUUUCCAGGUUGACCCCCAUUUCCACACUGUGCCACUUUGUUUCCAUAUCUGUAAAAUGGGGGUGACAAUGCUACCUCACAAGGCUGUGUGGGGACCACAGGAAAACAUAUUUCCGGGCUGUAUGAGGACCACUGGAAAGCACGUGACUGGGCUGUGUCCACAGUGUGUAGGAAGUAGGUAUCCUGCUGUCCUUGUUUCUUUAUGAAGGACCUGCUCAGUGAUCACACCCAUGUUGGACCUUGCUGCAAAGGGCCGUGUAUAGAAGCAGGGCUUCCUUUCUGUUGUGAGGCCACUGCAUCAUUUGCAACACGCAGGAGCCUACCCUGUCUUACUGCCUCAGGGCGCAUAGAGCAUUGGGCUGCUUAUCCACUGUGUGGGAUAGGUCUAGGGCAUUCCUGGCUCACUUCAAGUUCUGAUCUCACAUGCUCAUUAUAAGGCAUCAGGACUGUAGGUGGAGUGCCCAGGAAGCUGACGUUCCUUCCAUCAGCAAGAGGUACAUUAGAGAUGGAGACUACACUGGGUAGAUUCUAGUUUUUAAUUCUUAUUAAUGUGGGGGAAUAAAUUAAUAAGUGUAAUAUGAUUCUGAUGUCUGUUAGACUUUUUCUGUGCUCUAUAAAUGUAGAUACCUGAGUUAAGUGGACUACAGAGUGGAUGUGGGCGUCACUAUUAGUCUGGUGAGGUGUUUAGCAUUUGUGACAGGUAGUUUAAAAUCAGUGACUGAAUGCUAUAGGAAAGCGUCUGUCUACAUGGGCACUGGUGUUAAUAGCCAUCUAUGCAUCCUAAAUGCAGGAUCCUCUUGAUUCCUUCUGCCAAUCAAAUCUAUUGUUGCUCUUGGUUCGGGGUUUGUGUCAGAAACUUUUAAAACAUACUUGUUAAUUCUAAAUUAUCCAAAGAUUAUGUGUAAAUUUUAAAAUAAAUAUCUUUUUCAGAAA
Mastomys coucha (southern multimammate mouse) is the source of this 3293-nucleotide messenger RNA. It is a transcript of the gene St6gal1, whose product is annotated as ST6 beta-galactoside alpha-2,6-sialyltransferase 1. Gene Ontology annotation, molecular function: sialyltransferase activity. The transcript is spliced from 5 exons. The record is from RefSeq and is a predicted model, not a curated record. The annotation marks the transcript as partial. Lineage: Eukaryota; Metazoa; Chordata; Mammalia; Rodentia; Muridae.